CGUUCGACUGGGAGCUUUUUCGUUCAUGGAUUGUCGACCAUUGGGAUCAAAUAAUGGAAAGUCGGUCGAACGUGGAGAGCCUGAAGGGCCUUCUAAUGGCUCUUUCAAACUACCGAAGAAUAGACGGUGAGGAGCACUUGAAUGCUCUACUUCAAGCCUGCCCCAUCCCGCCGGAGAUAUACGAGGACUUUGCUGCGGAUGACUUUGAGGAAUUCUGGAUCAAUAUCGAGGAGAUCCAGGCGGCCUUUGCUAAACUUCAACAGCAGGUGGAGCUGCGGCUGCUCGAGCUGGCUGGGGCGUCGAUCCAGAGGGAUGCGCAGAGCGAGGGGGGGCUGAAAUCAGUUGAAGCGCCCCCUGUCAUUUUCUCAUACUUCAGCGCCACUGCUGCUGCUGCCUCAGUUUUGUCACGACACUCCCACGAGGUGAGUGAACGCGCCACUGCUGCUGGUGAGGGGGAGAUGCUUUACUUCUUCCCGUGCCCCUCACCCCCAUGUUUUCCUACCCAUGCCCCCCUCCUCCCCACCCCCAGGCAUACACGGUGGAGAUGGAUCAUGGAGAGGGGGUGCUGUCCUUUUUUUCCAUGCCUCUCACCGUGUACGUCCCCUCCAUGCCCCCCUAUCCUCCCACCAGGCGUACACGGAGGUGAGGGAGGCGGGGGCGGGGAACAAUCAGCUGAACAUACAGCUGCUGCUGCUGUAGUAUCUCAUGACGGGCAUGAGGAGGAGGACCGCACCUGCAGCACUAGUGCGGAGCGCACAGCCCAUGAGGGGCAUGAAGACGAGGACAGCAGCUCCAGCGCUGGCAGCAGAAGUAGCACCAGCAGCGCCAGCGACCCACGUGGUGAGUGCGCCGCCUCCCUUAGCCCCCCUGUCAUUUUGGAAGGGGAGUGGCAUGGGGAAGGGGAUGCGAGGGAUAGCGGGGUGGUUAGAGGAGGGGAGUGGUAUGGGGAGGGGGGUGGCAUGGAGAGGGGGGUGGCCUACGGAGCGGGGGAGAGGGGCGGCUGUGGGGGGGGGGUGUCAGGGAUGGAGCGUGGGUGGGAUAGGCGGGGGGUGAGUGGGGUGGUAUGGGGAGAGGAGUGGCAUAAGGAAGGGAGUGGCAUGGGGAACGAGCUCUCUCUCAUCUUUUUCUACGUUCCCUCCGCAUCGGCAGAAUACUUUGAAGUGGGCGGCGAUAGGCUUAGCAAGGUUACUGAUCUGCAUCAAGCCUACGCCAACGAGGCGGAGGCAUAUGAGGAGCGGGCCAGUCUUGCUGAAGUGGCAUUUGAGCAUGCCCGUGACAGGUUGUAUCAGUUAACUAAGCUGGCGGAGGCGCAAGACUUGUUGGUAAAGGAGCUGCAGCGCACGAUGAAGGAGCGUGAGGCAACGAUUGAGGGGUUGCAACGCACUGCGGAGGAGAGGGAGAGGAUGGUCGAGGCACUGCAGAGCGCGGCGAAGGAGAGGGAGAGGAUGGUCGAGGCACUGCAGAGAGCGGCGGAGGAGAGGGAGAGUAAGGUCGAGGCGCUGCAGAGCGCGGCGGAGGAGAGGGAGAGUAAGGUCGAGGCGCUGCAGAGCGCGGCGGAGGAGAGGGAGAGGAUGGUCGAGGCACUGCAGAGCGCGGCGGAGGAGAGGGAGAGGAUGGUCGAGGCACUGCAGAGCGCGGCGAAGGAGAGGGAGAGGAUGGUCGAGGCACUGCAGAGCGCGGCGGAGGAGAGGGAGAGGAUGGUCGAGGCGCUGCAGAGCGCGGCGGAGGAGAGGGAGAGGAUGGUCGAGGCACUGCAGAGCGCGGCGAAGGAGAGGGAGAGGAUGGUCGAGGCACUGCAGAGCGCGGCGGAGGAGAGGGAGAGUAAGGUCGAGGCGCUGCAGAGCGCGGCGGAGGAGAGGGAGAGGAUGGUCGAGGCACUGCAGAGCACGGCGAAGGAGAGGGAGAGGAUGGUCGAGGCACUGCAGAGCGCGGCGGAGGAGAGGGAGAGUAAGGUCGAGGCGCUGCAGAGCGCGGUGGAGGAGAGGGAGAGUAAGGUCGAGGCGCUGCAGAGCGCGGCGGAGGAGAGGGAGAGUAAGGUCGAGGCGCUGCAGAGCGCGGCGGAGGAGAGGGAGAGGAAGGUCGAGGCGCUGCAGAGUGCGGCGGAGGAGAGGGAGAGGAUGGUCGAGGCACUGCAGAGCGCGGCGAAGGAGAGGGAGAGGAUGGUCGAGGCACUGCAGAGCGCGGCGGAGGAGAGGGAGAGUAAGGUCGAGGCGCUGCAGAGCGCGGCGGAGGAGAGGGAGAGGAUGGUCGAGGCACUGCAGAGCGCGGCGAAGGAGAGGGAGAGGAUGGUCGAGGCACUGCAGAGCGCGGCGGAGGAGAGGGAGAGUAAGGUCGAGGCGCUGCAGAGCGCGGCGGAGGAGAGGGAGAGGAUGGUCGAGGCGCUGCAGGUGUGCGGGCUAAUGGAACUUGAUGCCCGUGACCCCGCGACACAUGUUCAGGUGAGCCACGGCCCACGGGGACACACGGGCGAGGGGGUGGGCGUGCGCGCGAGUAUGGGCGUGCGCGCGAGUAAGGGCGCGAGUAGGAGGGGAGGGAUUACAGAAGAGGCAUGUGCGUGUGCUCCAGGCGAGGGCGCCCGACAGCUGGUGGGAGAGGGGCCUCUGCCGUGA
This is a messenger RNA of Closterium sp. Naga37s-1, 2609 nucleotides long. NCBI's taxonomy places the organism in Eukaryota, Viridiplantae, Streptophyta, Zygnematophyceae, Desmidiales, Closteriaceae. The record is from the annotation of a GenBank genome assembly.